UCCGUGGAGGAUGCGCUUGGACUCAGCGGGGAGUUUUCCACCUUAUCAUUUCGUCGCGUUCUGGAAAAAGAAAAAAAAAAUAGACGAGGGGCAGACUUUUACGCACAGUCCAAAUCCAAAAUCAGGCACGGAUCAAAUUGUAAAGUGUUCUGUGGAUUAUUCACAACUUGGUAAACUUUUUUGGGGGAAACUUUUGCAACCAUUUUUAAUGGCUGGUUUUGCUCCAAGGACUGUUUUGUUCUUUUUCCACAUAGUGCAUUUGUGAGUGAAUCGACUGUCAAGAAAAAAAAAAUAGAAAUUCAGAUUUAUGAUUUGGGGGAUGGCUACAGCCACCUCCAGCCCGUACCUAGCCAGCAGCAGGGUUUUAACCGGCCCGGUCGCUCACUCUGACCGGAGAGGCGGGAGCAUGCAGCCGGCAAACGGUGUGGUCACCUCGGUGUCUUCCAGCGCUUUCAGAGGGGGCCCGUCGGUCAAGAUGGUGCAAAAUGACUUCAUGCAAGGGGCCACCAUGGUGUCCAGCAACGGGGGGCACAUGCUCAGCCAUGCCCACCAGUGGGUCACGUCGUUGCCCCACGCCGCAGCCGCGGCGGCCGCUGCGGCUGCGGCAGCUGCCGCAGAAGUUGGUGCCGCGUGGCCGGCCAGCUCCCAGCCCCCGGAGACGAAGAGAGGUGGCGGCGGCGGCGGCGGCGGGAGGGAGGACAUCCAUUCGGGCGCCGCUCUGCACCACCGCGGCUCCCAUUUAGGGGGUCAUCAAGCACACCCUGGUGGCUGGGGUGGCUCCAUAAACAUUACUGAGGGUCAGACCCAGCAGCACCAGCAACAACAGAGCCUCGUUUACUCCCAACCCGCCGCCUUCACUGUGAACGGGAUGCUCAGCACCCAGAGCCUCAUGCACGCCGGUGCGCUUGUCCGCGGGAACUCCCCAGAGCUGGACCACCCUCAUCACCACCAUCACCACCACCACCAUCCUCACCAUCAUCAUCAUCCUCAUCACCAGCACGCACACCAUCAGCACCAGCAUCACCACCAGCAUCAUCACCAAGAGGCGCACUCGGAUGAGGACACGCCGACCUCAGACGACCUGGAGCACUUCGCCAAGCAGUUCAAGCAGCGUCGCAUCAAGCUGGGUUUUACGCAAGCCGACGUGGGUCUGGCCCUGGGAACACUGUACGGCAACGUCUUCUCGCAGACCACCAUCUGUCGGUUCGAGGCGCUGCAGUUGAGCUUCAAGAACAUGUGCAAGCUGAAGCCGCUGCUGAAUAAGUGGUUGGAGGAAGCCGACUCGAGCACCGGCAGCCCGGCCAGCAUCGACAAGAUCGCCACGCAGGGACGCAAGCGGAAGAAACGCACGUCCAUCGAGGUGAGCGUCAAAGGCGCGUUGGAGAGCCACUUUCUCAAGUGCCCCAAGCCGUCGGCGCAAGAGAUCAACGGGUUGGCGGACACGCUGCAGCUGGAGAAGGAGGUGGUACGCGUCUGGUUCUGCAACCGCAGGCAGAAGGAAAAGCGCAUGACUCCGCCCGGGCUCCCGCGAAGCCCGGAUAACGCGUACUCGCAGGUGGGCAGCAUGGGCGCGGACACGCCGCCACCCUCCAUAGACUGCAAGAGGAUGUACAGCGAGACGUGAACGCGACGCCAAAUGAUCCAAGCUUCAUUUUUUGUCUUGGUUUAUCUCACGAUUAAUAAUCAUCGUUUUGUUCCAAGCUCCCGUGUGUCCUGUUAUCCGCUAGUGCGAGUGUCAUUUCAAAACAGAAUCAAGUUUUAUGCAUCAUAUUGAAAACAUAAAAAACAUUCACAUUGUCGCUUUAAUUUAGCACUGACUUGUUCCCGAAAGCAAUAAUUAAUAUACGUAACCCCAUUAAGUUGCUUAUAACUGUGUUUUGUGGUAGUAGAUUUACAGUGGAAGCAACUUAUUGAAUUGUUUUUCCAUUUAUUAUUAAAAGAUUUUUUUUUUUAGUUCAAAACAUUCCUUUACAUCUCCAAGUUAAAUGAGUAUUAUUGUGUUUGCACUAUU
This is a messenger RNA of Syngnathus typhle (broad-nosed pipefish), 2011 nucleotides long. RefSeq names its product POU class 3 homeobox 3a (gene pou3f3a). The record is from RefSeq and is a predicted model, not a curated record. Bases 308 to 1624 code for a protein of 438 amino acids. Gene Ontology annotation, biological process: regulation of transcription by RNA polymerase II; brain development. Gene Ontology annotation, molecular function: RNA polymerase II cis-regulatory region sequence-specific DNA binding; DNA-binding transcription factor activity, RNA polymerase II-specific. Gene Ontology annotation, cellular component: nucleus. NCBI's taxonomy places the organism in Eukaryota, Metazoa, Chordata, Actinopteri, Syngnathiformes, Syngnathidae. The transcript has a single exon.